This is a messenger RNA of Oppiella nova, 1124 nucleotides long. Lineage: Eukaryota; Metazoa; Arthropoda; Arachnida; Sarcoptiformes; Oppiidae. The record is from the annotation of a GenBank genome assembly.
AGCUUAGCGAGGCAGAUAGUCGCAUUGCUAGCACCGAAACCUCUACGAGCCUCGGGUUCAAUAAUACCGGCAACAUGGGUCCUGUAACCGUAGGCAACAAUGCCGGCCUACAUUUAAAUGGACCUGGUGCCAGUGACGAAUCGAGCUCUGGAAAUAAUAGCCAGGGACAAGGUGGUCUAAGUGGUAGAUCCGCCUUAGUCCAGCAAUUUGAACUUCAGCAAAAUGGUAAGGAUGAAGAAUCGGCAAUAUUUGACAAACUCUCGCUACUUAGCCAAGGGUUGGACGACAAAAACAAAGUAUACCGGGAGGUGGAAAACCUAAAGAAAGUCAACUCCGCUUAUAUUGCAAAAUAUUACGAUUGGUGGAUCGGCGAAAAAACAUUUUAUAUCAUCAUGGAGUAUUGUCCCGAUACUUUGCGCAAAAUCAUUAAUUUAAGACCAGGGGUAUUUACGCGACAUUACGGGCAAACGAUGGGCGACUUGGAGUACUACAUGACGUGCGAGAUCUUCCGUCAGACGCUAGAGUGCGUGCAAUAUAUGCACGGAUUGAGUCCACCCGUAAUCCAUAGGGACCUGAAACCGGAAAACAUAUUGAUUUCGUAUGAUAGUGAGCAUGAUCGUUUUGUCAAACUGUGCGAUUUUGGAUUGGCCACCGUACAUAAUAAAACGAUAAAUAAUCAAGGUUCAAACGCGUAUACUAUGGACGUUGGCACGGUCAACUAUCAAGCGCCUGAAAUUGGUAAAGGUGGCAAAUACGAUCACAAAUCUGACGUAUUCAGUUUGGCCAUUAUUGGCGCGGAGUUAUUUGAGCUUGAGCGAGAGGAAUUAGAAAAUCCACCUAGACCAGGCAAUGGGCAAGACGAAAGUCAAACUCAAAACACCAUUAUGAAAAUUGGCGAUAAAGGUAAAAAGAGACCCGAAUGCUCGGAAGUGUUGGCAAAAUAUGAUGAUUGGUCAAUUAAUAAAAACAUCAUCGGAAAGGAUGUCAAAAUAAUUGGCUUAAUUAACAACCUUAAGGAUAAUGAUGAGCAUAGAUUUUUCUAUGAGUUCUUUAAACGAUGUAAUUUGAUGGAUAAAUAUCAACCGAAAAUUGUUCCUGAUGAGCCCGGUACAUCCGAUGAGGAG